AUGGCCCCUCAGAAGAAGAGCAAGAAGGAUGCCAAUAGCAUCAAUGCGAAACUAGCGCUCGUUUUGAAGUCCGGAAAGGUCACGCUAGGAUACCGUUCAACCCUCAAGAGCUUGCGAUCAGGCAAGGCCAAGUUGAUCAUCAUCGCUGGCAACACUCCUCCUCUCCGCAAGAGUGAGCUCGAAUACUACUCCAUGCUGUCCAAGGCUCCCAUCCACCACUUCUCCGGUAACAAUGUAAGUACAGAUUUUCUUCAGAGCAUGAAUCGAACCAAUAGCAUUGGCGACCGAUUUACUUUUGAUAUGAAUUUGCGACCACUUGUCAUCUUGUUUCGAGAGGCAAAGUCUCUGCUAAGCGAGAAGGUUGUUUCUUGCGCUCUACCCAGAGAAAAAGUCUUUCACCUAGACUUUGGAGGGUUCACUUUGGCUUACACAAUCUCUUUUCAACAGAUUGAGCUCGGUACUGCUUGUGGUAAGCUCUUCCGCUGCUCUACCAUGGCCAUCCUCGACGCUGGUGACUCCGAUAUUCUCAGCGACCAGCAGGCUUAA
This is a messenger RNA of Metarhizium acridum CQMa 102, 546 nucleotides long. Lineage: Eukaryota; Fungi; Ascomycota; Sordariomycetes; Hypocreales; Clavicipitaceae. The record is from RefSeq and is a predicted model, not a curated record.